Beta vulgaris subsp. vulgaris (sugar beet) is the source of this 882-nucleotide messenger RNA. RefSeq lists its product as uncharacterized. Lineage: Eukaryota; Viridiplantae; Streptophyta; Magnoliopsida; Caryophyllales; Amaranthaceae. The transcript has a single exon. Gene Ontology annotation, molecular function: nucleic acid binding; RNA-DNA hybrid ribonuclease activity. Bases 1 to 882 code for a protein of 293 amino acids. The record is from RefSeq and is a predicted model, not a curated record.
AUGACCCUAGAAACUAGAGACCAUGUCCUGCGAGUAUGUCCUCGUGCCCAGGAGGUCUGGAAUUUGGUUGGAAUUGAUAUCAACAUUGGUACCCACUUUAAAACCUGGUUCAAAGAUCUUAUCACUACCAUUGUUCCCCACCAAAAAUAUACCAUACCGCGUAAUGUGCUUGCUGUCUUUCUUUGUUGGCAAAUUUGGCUACGUCGUAAUGCUUGGCUUUUUAGAAAAGAAAAUACUCCAGCUAGUGUCCUACUAAAAACAUCACAUUGGGCCGCCACUGAAUGGUUCUUCACUCAGAACCAACCUAAAGUGGGUAAAGCUCCCAACUCUUCACCACCCAACAUUCUUUGGACCCCACCGCCACAUCACCAAUUAAAAAUCAACACUGAUGCUGCCUUUCUUUCAUCUACUAAACAAGUUUUCCUUGGGGCUACUUGUCGUGAUAAUAAUGGAUUUUGGAUUGAGGGUUUCCAACUAGCUACUUACACACAUAAUGCAUUUGAGGCUGAAAUUAAAGCAAUCUACACAGCUUUGAAGUGGGCAAAAGAAAGAAAUUGGGGUGAAGUGAUAGUGGAGACGGACUGUCUUCGAGCCAAGAUGGCUAUCUUGAAUGAAAAUACCAUUAACAGCCACGAAUCCGAUUUAUUAUGUUUGUGCAGGGAGUUGCUCCACGGGCAAGAAGGACUUAGACUCACCUUCAAUGGACGAGGAGCAAACAAGCUUGCAGAUAGUAUUGCAAAAGAUGCAAAAGAGAAACAGGACGGCUUUAACACUUUGUGUAUUUUGAGCGCCCCUCCCCCGGAUUGUAUUAAAUUUUAUGAACAUGAUAGACUUAAUGCUUUAGCUUCUUUAUCGUAUGUACUAAACAGUAACGUAACUUAA